ACGUGAAAAAACAUAACCAGGACAGGGUGUUCAUAAAAUGUAUAAAUACGGACACUGGAGCUACAUCAGUGGACAUUACAAUGGCAUCCUUAACAUGGAUAACACUGUUGUUUGCGACUCUACCCUCCAUCCUUUGCACGGAGACUUGCGACAACAAGUUCGAGUACGAGUUUGGCGUGCUUCAGAAGCUCGAAAUGCUUGAGAAGGAAAAGACUCACUUGGCGACCGAACUAAACGUGCAAGCGUAUACCAACAGGGCGCUUGCAGACCAAGUUAGUGCUCUCACAAGACAAGUGACAGAGUUCAUUAAUAACACACUAAAUGGAUUGUUGAAUCGGGGUUUCCAAAAUACUUCUCUGUCGAAUGGAAGCACAUACAUUCGAUGGGGACGGACGUCCUGUCCUUCUAGCCGCCAGAUGGUUUACGAAGGAUAUGCAGGAGGAUCACACUAUCAACACACUGGUGGAGGCGCGAAUUAUUUGUGCCUUCCGAAAGAUCCAAUGCAUGGUGAACAGGCUUCGCUUGGUCACUCAUACGUCUAUGGGGCAGAAUACGAAACAGGUUCAACUGUUUUCAACAAUAUUUAUGAACACGAUGUUCCAUGUGCAGUAUGCCUGUCUUCAAGCACGAGUCUGCUGAUGAUUCCCGCUCGGACCGAAUGCUAUAAUGGAUGGACGAAAGAGUAUUCUGGUUACUUGAUGUCAGAUAAAUACAGCCACCCACGACGCGAGUACGUUUGCAUGGAUGGGAAUCCAGAAGCGACCGGUAGUUCUAACAAUGAUAACGGUGCUCUGUUCUUUUUUGUCGAUGCAAAGUGUGGCUCCUUACCCUGUCCUCCAUACGUUAAUGGCAGUACGCUGACCUGUGUCAUGUGCUCAUACUCAACUAACAAUUAAGUGCCCGUUAAAUGUCAAUGGCGUAAAAGAGUUGUAUCAUAUUUUUGUAUAUGAACUAAGCUACAUUUUAGUCCUAACCUGUGUAAACAAGAGUUUAUUUGUUUUCAUUACAAAACAUAACAUUUUUAAAUAUGUCAGGCAUAUUGGCAGUAGACUGUUACAUACCAUGUCUUAAUCAUGAUUGUUUCUGUUAAGUUUUAUUGAAGUGUUUUGGCCUGUACUUCAAUUAAAAUCAGCAAGUUCAACUUUGCAUAAAAUUGUAAUUUGUUUUUACAUUAAAAAUGAUUACGUUUUGUCUAUCUAUUAUACAAAGUGUUUGUUUAGUAGUUAGCAGCUUCGUAUAUGUAAUGAUUUAUAUGGAUAGGUAUCCUUUGACGACCUGAUAAAUACUGAUAUUCACGCAUUACUUUACAUUUUUAGUUAUAACUAUUGGUAUUAUUGCAUUCUGUUUAAAAUGUGAUAUGUUUACGCAAGGUGUUCAGCUUUUAAAUUUGGUUUUAAAUAUUCAUGAUUGUGAUCAAAUUCUUUAAAGCUUAUUUCUACUGCUUUGAUUGGUACGGAGAAAAGCAAGUUCGUUAUUGUCACAUCCUUGGCAUCUCUUUCUUCGACAUUGUUGGUGAAGGCCUUGGUGUCAUGCUUAAUCAAAAUGUUUUCAAUGCCAUUCAUGUUAAUUUGAAACACCGUUCAGUAUUUCCGACCACAAUUUCGUACUCAUGUUAACACUGACGAUGAACGUAAACGUCACACAAACCAUAACACUAAUAGAAGUUAUUCAAUUUUGGAUUCUUUGUACGCAUUUUUGCUAGAUUGCGUUCUAUUGAAGUUUAAGUAUUUACGUCUUACUUUGUAUUGGUGCUUUGUCUUGUGGAAAUAAAAGUUUAACCAAA
Mya arenaria is the source of this 1783-nucleotide messenger RNA. Its product is annotated as short-chain collagen C4-like. The transcript is spliced from 2 exons. NCBI's taxonomy places the organism in Eukaryota, Metazoa, Mollusca, Bivalvia, Myida, Myidae. Bases 81 to 896 code for a protein of 271 amino acids. The record is from RefSeq and is a predicted model, not a curated record.